Fusarium oxysporum Fo47 is the source of this 945-nucleotide messenger RNA. RefSeq names its product SDR family NAD(P)-dependent oxidoreductase. The transcript is spliced from 3 exons. The record is from RefSeq and is a predicted model, not a curated record. The coding region runs from base 1 to 945 and encodes 314 amino acids. NCBI's taxonomy places the organism in Eukaryota, Fungi, Ascomycota, Sordariomycetes, Hypocreales, Nectriaceae.
AUGCUUGCAGAGCCGAGGCCGCUCCAUCCGAGUAUGAUCGGCUGGCUGUGGGGGCUCGGGCAUGCUUCCGAUCAAACUGGGACCACAUUCCGAGAGGACCGAUCGGAGUCUUGCCAACCACAAUUCAUGAAUUCAUUGCUUCAAGUCACACAACAAGCCAGGAAAAGCAGCUCGGCCAUGUCGACACAAGAGCCCCUUGCUGGCAAAGUAGCCAUUGUCUCAGGCAGCGACAGCGGCAUAGGUUUUGCCAUUGCCCAUGAGCUUUCGUCUCGUGGAGCAUAUGUCGCCAUCAAUUACCCAUUCUCUUCUCUAGCAGACAGUGCCAACAAUAAGGCAGCGUCUCUGCCCACCAGAUGCAUCGCCGUUUGCGCCGACAUGGGUACAACUCAAGGCCCCAAGAGGCUGGUCGAGGCAACCAUCCGAGAAUUUGGCCGAUUAGACAUAGUCGUCAACAAUGUGGCGCUAGCAGUUAAUAAACCUCUUGAGGAACAGACCUUGGAUGACUGGGAUCUGUUGGUCAAUGUUAAUGGGCGCAGCACCUUCCUUCUGACCCAGAGUAGCCUUCCGCACCUAACGCGAGGAAGUGGACGAAUAGUCAACAUCUGUUCCGCUAGCUCACGAGGUUCUCCUCCCUUACAGACCAUCUAUGCCGGGACCAAGGGCAUGGUGGAUUCCUUCACUAAAUGCUGGGCUAAGGAACUUCCUCCGAAGUACGGGUGCACGGUAAAUGCCGUGUCUCCAGGUCCUACCAAGACCGAGGGCUUUCUGGCUGCUGGCGAGGAAGCCAUGCGUAUCUUGCAGCCUGCAAUCGAAGCUACACCUGCGGGAAAGCGGAUGGGUACACCGGAAGAGAUUGCGUUUGCUGUGGGGUUUCUAUGUGAUGAGCGGGCAAGCUGGGUCAACGGUGUACAUUUGGCUGUGAACGGAGGACUUCACAUCGAUUAG